AUGUCCGCCGACACGGAGAGCCUGCAGUCGCAGAGCCCCUCGCAGAGCCUCGUGAAGUCCGCCCAGCUCGACGCGGAGCCGGCGGCCAACAGCUCCUCCGGCGUUGGCGCGUUUCUCGGCUUUGCGGCGGCAAAGACCGAGCGGCGNCCGGCGGCCAACAGCUCCUCCGGCGUUGGCGCGUUUCUCGGCUUUGCGGCGGCAAAGACCGAGCGGCGCGUGAGCGGCUGCGCGGCGGACUGGGUGUCGGACGAGCUGCUGAACCUCGCCGAGGAACUCAAGACGAUCGUGCCGCGGGGGACGUGGGAGAGCCUCGGCAGCGAGAAGGAGAUCAUGGAGGAGAACGGAUACAGCGUGAAGAAGCGGACGCCGGUGCGGGUCACCUUCGAGGUGCGGCGCGACGUGCUGCUGCACCAGCGCAUGGUGCACACGAGCUACCUGACGAAGGAGGCCAGUGAGGACAGCCGCGAUCAGCGCGGCACAACGCACAUCGCGAUCGACGUGGUGCGCGAUGAGGUGGACAUCGGCGUGCAGGCGGUGCCGUCGCUGCAGAGCCGUACGUCGCAGACGCCCUUCUCGCGCAAAGUGGACGCCGCGCUGCAGGUGGAGCCGACGCUCGUGGACGCGUGCAUACGAAACAUCACGCUUCCCAAGAGCGAGGCGCCUGCUAUGAUGGCCUUCUUCAACAAGGCGCUUCCACGUGUGCUGCACUGCCUGCUUCAGAACUACGAGGUGCCGAUAUAUCAGGACGACUUUUCUCUCUUCACAGAUGAUGAUGCAAUUGUCGGUUCUCGCGAUGAUACCGUCCUCAUUGAGAAGGGUAAUUACACUCACACCACAAUGAAGGACUUGCGCGUGUCCUCCAUCAGCUGGCGCAGCUUCCGUGGAAAGGAUGACUAUGUCUGCAUUGCAUCCGUUGCGCGACAUACGUUGGAGCAGCGCAUCGAGUCGGAGCGGCGCUGCGAGACAACAGUCAAUCUCGUCUGGGACUUCGCUGAUCCUAUGCACCCGCGCGCCUUGCUGGAGGCGCCAGUGGAGAUUCAGGUCCUGCAGUUCAAUCCACUAAAGCCGAACCUCAUUGCGGGUGGUGCUAUGAAUGGGCAGCUGUUCUUGUGGGACCUCAAUCAGACGACCACGAUAUCGCCCUCCACUAAGACGACUGGAGACCACAUGCAGGACCCCAACGUUGCAUUUCAUGCCGAACUCGGCGCGAAGGAUAUCCCGCCAAGUGUGCGUAGCGUCAAGGGCCUGAGUCUAGAGCGGGACGGCGAUGUUCUCGUACCACGCUUGCAGCCAAUACAGUCAUCUCGUGUUGAGCUCUCGCACCGGUGCCCUGUCCACGCCAUUCAGUGGCUGCCAAACGGACUCGAGUGCGCGUUUGAUGGGCGACAGACCCCUUCACAAGAGGGGCGGCAGUUCGUGUCAUUGAGUGACGAUGGGUACAUGUGCGUGUGGGAUAUCCGCCCCGAGCACCUCCCUGCCGACAAGCUGCGCAAGAUGAAGCAUCAGGGCCGCGUGGGUGGUGAGGAGUUUCCGUGGGUGCCGCUGCUGAAGUAUCAAAUGACGAGGCCAGGCGGUGGUGGCGACUUGAUGGGAUACCGCUUCCACGUAGACGGCCUCAGUGUCAACGAGAUGCCGUCGUACAUCGCCUGCUGCGGCACUACCCUUGGUGAGAUCGCAAUGUGUAACAUGCUGACCCCAGAUGAGAGGCGGGAGUUCUCGACAAACACGGAGGAGACGCGUGUGGUGCGACUAGUGGCGCGCGGUCACGCGGGGCCAGUCUUCAGCGUGCAGCGCCACCCCACCAUCAGUGACGUGUACCUGUCGUGCGGGGACCUUCACUUCAAACUGUGGCGUGUAGGCCUCGACCGCCCCAUCUACACUUCGUCGCAGCACGAUGCACUGAUUACCUGCGCCUGCUGGGCGCCAACGCGGGUGAGUGUGAUUGUAGUGGGCACAAUGGACGGCAAGAUUCUCAUAUGGGACCUCUUGGAUAGAAACAGGGAGCCUCUGCUCGUGCACCAACUUGUACAGGAUGCCAUCACUGUCAUCAACUUCAAGCCGGCGCCGCCAACGCCGCCGCCGCAUUACGUGCAGUAUGUCGCCAUUGGCACGAGCGUCGGAUCUUUUCACUGGUACGCAUUGCCGAGGGUUCUGUCGCGUGGUCCGAGUGGCGAGCAGCGGCACCUACGCGCCAUGCUUGAGCGUGAGGUGCGUCGCGUGCACUACUACGGCUGGCGCUGGUCUGAGCGCGAGCGCGAGCGUGACCGCUACGGCGUUGCGGCACCCAAGAUGAUGGGGAAGACGCAGUCAAUCGUCGCCCUUGUGGAGGGGAAGGAAGACAAGGCGGUGUGGGGCGGUGGCUUCGAGGAGGACUUUUACGCCCACGACCCCACCCGCGACGCGGAGUUCCUAGCAAAGGUGGAAGAGUUGCUACCGGAAGCUGCUGACAUGGAAGACGCCGAGGAAGACGAGGACGAGGAGGUGGACGGGAAGAGCGUCAAGGCGUGA
Molecule: messenger RNA, 2508 nt
Organism: Trypanosoma grayi
Lineage: Eukaryota; Euglenozoa; Kinetoplastea; Trypanosomatida; Trypanosomatidae
Product: WDdomain 63
Exons: 1
Coding region: 1-2508 (835 amino acids)
Biological process (GO): cilium movement involved in cell motility; inner dynein arm assembly
Cellular component (GO): inner dynein arm
Molecular function (GO): dynein light chain binding; dynein heavy chain binding
Source: RefSeq, a predicted model, not a curated record